Lynx canadensis (Canada lynx) is the source of this 6719-nucleotide messenger RNA. It is a transcript of the gene ATP11B, whose product is annotated as ATPase phospholipid transporting 11B (putative). The coding region runs from base 216 to 3659 and encodes 1147 amino acids. NCBI's taxonomy places the organism in Eukaryota, Metazoa, Chordata, Mammalia, Carnivora, Felidae. Gene Ontology annotation, biological process: phospholipid translocation. Gene Ontology annotation, cellular component: recycling endosome; plasma membrane; trans-Golgi network. Gene Ontology annotation, molecular function: magnesium ion binding; ATP binding; ATPase-coupled intramembrane lipid carrier activity. The record is from RefSeq and is a predicted model, not a curated record. The transcript is spliced from 29 exons.
GCUGCGCCGGGCGGGGGCGGCGCCGGGGCCGCGCCUGUAGGACCUCAGGGCCGGCGCGGCGAGAUGGGGACCCGGCGCGGGGAGUGAGGUGGCGGCGGCGGCGAGCGGAACUUCAGCCAGAGGGGCACUCCCGCUUCCCCCUCUGGCUCGUCAGCUUCCACCUGCAGCCCCUCGGCCCUCGCGUGCCGCGGGACCGGGACGGCGACGGCGGGGUAAUGUGGCGCUGGGUUCGGCAGCAGCUGGGUUUUGACCCACCACAUCAAAGUGACACAAGAACUAUUUACAUAGCCAACAGGUUUCCUCAGAAUGGCCUUUACACACCUCAGAAAUUUAUAGAUAACCGGAUCAUUUCAUCUAAGUAUACUGUGUGGAAUUUUGUUCCAAAAAAUUUAUUUGAACAAUUCAGAAGAGUGGCAAACUUUUAUUUUCUUAUUAUAUUUUUGGUUCAGCUUAUGAUUGAUACACCUACCAGUCCAAUUACCAGUGGACUUCCAUUAUUCUUUGUGAUAACAGUAACCGCCAUAAAGCAGGGAUAUGAAGAUUGGUUACGACAUAACUCAGAUAAUGAAGUAAAUGGAGCUCCUGUUUAUGUUGUUCGAAGUGGUGGCCUUGUAAAAACUAGAUCAAAAAACAUUCGGGUGGGUGAUAUUGUUCGAAUAGCCAAAGAUGAAAUUUUCCCUGCAGAUUUGGUGCUUCUGUCCUCAGAUCGGCUUGAUGGUUCUUGUCACGUUACAACUGCUAGUUUGGAUGGAGAAACUAACCUGAAGACACACGUGGCAGUUCCAGAAACAGCAGUAUUACAAACAGUUGCCAGUUUGGACACUCUUGUAGCUGUGAUAGAAUGUCAGCAACCAGAAGCAGACUUGUACAGAUUCAUGGGAAGAAUGAUAAUAACUCAGCAAAUGGAAGAAAUUGUAAGGCCUCUGGGGCCAGAGAGUCUCUUGCUUCGUGGAGCCAGGUUAAAAAAUACAAAGGAAAUUUUUGGUGUUGCUAUAUACACUGGAAUGGAAACAAAGAUGGCAUUAAAUUACAAGAGCAAGUCACAGAAACGAUCUGCGGUAGAAAAGUCAAUGAAUACAUUUUUGAUAAUUUAUCUAAUAAUCCUUAUUUCUGAAGCCAUCAUCAGUACUAUCUUGAAAUAUACAUGGCAAGCUGAAGAAAAAUGGGAUGAACCUUGGUAUAACCAAAAAACAGAACAUCAAAGAAAUAGUAGUAAGAUUCUGAGAUUCAUUUCAGACUUCCUUGCCUUUUUGGUACUCUACAAUUUCAUCAUUCCAAUUUCAUUAUAUGUGACAGUCGAAAUGCAAAAAUUUCUUGGAUCAUUUUUUAUUGGCUGGGAUCUUGAUCUCUAUCAUGAAGAAUCAGACCAGAAAGCUCAAGUCAAUACUUCUGAUCUGAAUGAAGAGCUUGGACAGGUGGAAUAUGUGUUUACAGAUAAAACUGGCACAUUGACAGAAAAUGAGAUGCAGUUUCGGGAGUGUUCAAUUAAUGGCAUAAAAUACCAAGAAAUCAAUGGUAGACUUGUCUCUGAAGGACCAACACCAGACUCUUCAGACGGAAACUUAUCUUAUCUUAAUAGUUUAUCCCAUCUUAACAACUUAUCCCAUCUUACAACUAGUUCUUCUUUUAGGACCAGUCCUGAAAAUGAAACUGAACUAAUUAAAGAACAUGAUCUCUUCUUUAAAGCAGUCAGUCUCUGUCACACUGUACAGAUUAGCAACGUUCAGACUGAUGGCAUUGGUGAUGGUCCCUGGCAAUCCAACCUUGCACCCUCCCAGUUGGAGUACUAUGCAUCUUCACCAGAUGAAAAAGCUCUAGUGGAAGCUGCUGCAAGAAUUGGCAUUGUAUUUAUUGGCAAUUCUGAAGAAACUAUGGAAGUUAAAACACUUGGAAAACUGGAACGGUACAAACUGCUUCAUAUUCUCGAAUUUGACUCAGAUCGUAGGAGAAUGAGUGUGAUUGUUCAGGCACCUUCAGGUGAGAAGUUUUUAUUUGCUAAAGGAGCUGAAUCAUCAAUUCUUCCUAAUUGUGUAGGUGGAGAAAUAGAAAAAACCAGAAUUCAUGUAGAUGAAUUUGCUUUGAAAGGGCUAAGAACUCUGUGUAUGGCCUAUAAACAGUUGACAUCUAAAGAGUAUGAGGAAAUAGAUAGACGUCUCUUUGAAGCCAGAACUGCCUUGCAACAACGGGAAGAGAAAUUGGCAGAUGUCUUCCAAUUCAUAGAGAAAAAUCUGAUAUUACUUGGAGCUACAGCAGUGGAAGACAGGCUACAAGAUAGAGUUCGAGAAACUAUUGAGGGAUUAAGAAUGGCUGGUAUCAAAGUAUGGGUACUAACCGGAGAUAAACAUGAAACAGCUGUUAGUGUGAGUUUAUCAUGUGGACAUUUUCACAGAACCAUGAACAUCCUUGAACUUAUAAACCAGAAAUCAGACAGUCAAUGUGCUGAACAAUUGAGGCAGCUUGCCCGAAGAAUUAAAGAGGAUCAUGUGAUUCAGCAUGGGCUGGUGGUAGAUGGGACUAGCCUGUCUCUUGCACUCAGGGAGCAUGAAAAACUAUUUAUGGAAGUUUGCAGAAAUUGUUCAGCUGUACUGUGCUGUCGUAUGGCACCACUGCAAAAAGCAAAGGUAAUAAGACUGAUAAAAAUCUCACCUGAGAAACCUAUAACAUUGGCUGUUGGUGAUGGUGCUAAUGAUGUAAGCAUGAUACAAGAAGCACAUGUUGGCAUAGGAAUCAUGGGUAAAGAAGGAAGACAAGCUGCAAGAAACAGUGACUAUGCAAUAGCUAGAUUUAAAUUCCUCUCCAAAUUGCUUUUUGUUCAUGGUCAUUUUUAUUAUAUUAGAAUAGCUACCCUUGUACAGUAUUUUUUUUAUAAGAAUGUGUGCUUUAUCACACCCCAAUUUUUAUAUCAGUUCUACUGUUGUUUUCUCAACAGACACUGUAUGACAGCGGUGUACCUGACUUUAUACAAUAUUUGUUUUACUUCCCUACCUAUACUGAUAUAUAGUCUGUUGGAACAGCAUAUAGACCCUCACGUAUUACAGAGCAAGCCUACCCUCUAUCGAGACAUUAGUAAAAACCGUCAACUAAGCAUUAAAACAUUUCUUUAUUGGACCAUCCUGGGUUUCAGUCAUGCCUUUAUUUUCUUUUUUGGAUCCUAUUUUCUAAUUGGAAAAGAUAUAUCUCUGCUUGGAAAUGGCCAGAUGUUUGGAAACUGGACAUUUGGCACCUUGGUUUUCACAGUCAUGGUUAUUACAGUCACAGUCAAGAUGGCUUUGGAAACUCAUUUUUGGACCUGGAUCAACCAUCUUGUUACCUGGGGAUCUAUUAUAUUCUAUUUUGUAUUUUCUUUGUUUUAUGGAGGGAUUCUCUGGCCAUUUUUGGGCUCCCAGAAUAUGUACUUUGUAUUUAUUCAGCUCCUAUCAAGUGGUUCUGCUUGGUUUGCCAUAAUACUUAUGGUUGUUACAUGUCUACUACUUGAUAUUGUGAAGAAAGUAUUUGAACGACAACUCCAUCCUACAAAUACUGAAAAGGCACAGAUGGAAGAAGAUAAGGGUUCAGUCAGCUCAGCAUAUGAAUUUGCUGAAAGCAAGCACAGAGGGGAGGACAGUAGGCACCUGCUAGCUGAGGCUUGCAGCCAGCAGGACAGUUCUUGCGUGCACUAGGUAGUACUGCGCUGGACCUGCCUGGGGACAUAUCCGCUAAGUUCUCAUGCUUGGGGCAUGCUGUGGGAGAACUGGCCUGACUCCUAGUUUUUAUUUCACUAAUCCUUCAUUGUUCCUCAUGUGUUUACUGUUUUUGUUGACUUGUCUUCCUUUUUUGUGAUCUUCACAUUUUUUUAUGUCCAUCUCUGAAUAUUUUACUAGUCUCUCUUUGGAGUUACAGUGUUAAAUCCUACUUCACCUCAGAUUCUAACCUAGUAAGGUAUUCUCACAACCUAUUCAAUAAACUAUUCCUUUUUACUUCUUUUGAAAGUAUGUCAUGCUAUUUCUGUUAUUUCUGAAAUCAGUUUUCCCAUUUGAAGUGGUAGUUGUGCACCAUUUUAUGCAUCUUAAUACAGUUAGACACCAGAUUACUUGUCUAGGUCUGGAGUUAAAUGAUCAGAUGAGUGAGUGCUUAGAGGUACUGAAUAAUUUUCUGUUGACCGAUAGUCCUCAGAUUCUCACUUCUUUUCAUAAACUUUCCUGGUUAUAUCUUUGUCCUAAAAAAGUAUGAAUUGAUGAGGACUUGAUUCAUUCACCUCUUGAGGAGUAAAAUCCUGACAACCACUUCUAGACCUAAUUAGGAUAUGCAGAAUAUUUUGAUUGGUAGUAAUUAUGGAGGAUAAAAAUUCUCACUACUAAUAAUUAUAUUUUUACUUGGGUUAUUUGCCUUUUAUAUAUUAUAAUUAUUGGUCAGGAAGGUACUAUUGUCUCAUUUGGGAUGAAACCUCAUAAAUGGUGAAACUUUAAAACAAAGCUACUUGAAAAUUAUAAAUGUUAACUGUACCAUGGAAUCAGACCAUAGAACAAGUACGUAAUUUCAAAAAUCUGAAUUAUUCUGGGAGACAUAUUUUUAAAGUUAGAUUACUUUAGUGAACUGCUCUAAAUGAAAAAUGAUUAAUUAUUUCAUUGUUAUUAUUACUAUUAAUUGAAAAGAAAUUCAAAACAAUUCUCAACUUUUGUUUUGGGAUACUCUAUAUAAUUAUUUUUGGUAUUCUGGUAUUCUGCUUUGAUAAAUAUAGAAAAAUUCUUAACUUUUAAAAUAUGCCCUGAUUGAGCCACAAGGAAAACUCAGCUGACGAGGUCUCUGGGUAAAGAGGGGGAGCUGGCCUGGAUUUAUAUUAUGUCCUAGAUAAUCUACCAAACAGAUAAUCCACGUGGGACCUGAUUAGACUAAAACUAUAAAACUAUUCCUGUCCUUUGUGAUAAAAGUUCCCCAAAGGUUCAAGUUCAAGUGGAUAUUUCAUGAGACGUGGAUCUAGUCUGCUUUGCUUUCAUAUGUCCAUUAAAAUGUAUGAUACAGUUGAGAGUUGAGUUCUUAGAAUGCCCUAAUAACAGAGGCCUUGUUAUGAUUUCUUUUACAAAGGGGUGAUAAGUGAGUUUUCUCAUCAUCCUGUGAUAGUUGGUCUUUCUUCCUGUAAACAAGAUGAUAGAAGAACCCUGUUUCAGUGAAUAAACAAGAUGAUAGAAGAACACAGUUUCAGUGAAUAUGAUUUUAGUAAAAUUGCUGGGGGUGUUACCCUGAUCUGCAAUUUUUAUUUUAUUUUAUUUUAUUUUGCAUAUCACUUUCAUUGUUGAGUGAAAUAUACCUUGAAUAUUUUUCUUAUAUAGUUUUCUGCCUUUGGCAUGUAUUUUGAGAUAAAAAUCACUUCAAAAAAAUAAGUAUUAUAUAAUAUCCCUCUUCUGUUUUUUCUGCCUUAAAAUAGCAGUUGUUUUCCUCUAAUCAAAAUUUGGUCAGCUUUGUCAGAUCAGGCAGAGGAUGAUGCUGAGCCCUAAAUGUUGUCAUGGGCUAGGGCUUUCUAAUCAUCUCCCUCCCUUCCGCUGUCACCUGCCUCCUUGGCUUCCAUUGUUUUGUCAUUUCUCUGUCACUGGAUUCCUGGCCUGUUCUGGAUGCUCUCUUUCCAGCUGUGCUGUAAGGAUGUCAACAGGAUGUUAGGACUAUUGACCUUUCUCAUUGUGCACCUGGAUGCUUAAGCCCCUGCCUGAAACCUGCCACCACCCCAAACAAAAAAACAUUUUAAAUAGUUUCAGCCAACGAGUCACCUUCCUCUUCUGUGACAAAGAUGCUUCUAGCACUGUCUCAUUUAAUUAACAAAGAAGUGAACUACAAAGGAACAGAAAACCUUAAUGGCCUGUAUUCAGUUGUUUGCCACUAAAAGAUACACUUUUCUGAGUAAAAUUUCUGUGAGGAAAUAGAAUUGAACUUUUUAAAAAACAAAUAAUACUAAGGCUGCCAUGAGUAGCAGAACCUGGCUGCAUACCUGAUAAGUACAACACUUUACAAAAUUAAUGUUAUUUUCAAAUCUGUGCUGACUUAUUUGAGCAACUUUUUCAUCUGGAGGUUGAAAUGAAGAAAAAUAUUAGCGUUGACAUUAUUUCUACCAAACAGUUAUCCUCUGACAUUCUCUGGAUGAUUGAUACUUAAAAAACUGAAUCCUUAACAUCAGCUGUACCAUGGCUUAGUUCAUUAAUUAGUGCUAUUCUGAUUUACCCUCUCCAUGAAAAUUGGUGAUUUUUCCAUUUUUUACAGAUACGGAUACUCUUCUUCACUUAAAUUUCAAAUUCCUAGUCAGAUACUGUUAUUUAUGUUGCAGCCACCUCAUUAAAAUAAAGGGGACUCAGUCUUUUUGAAACUAGAAUAAACCAAAUUAUUAAAAUAAGCAUACCUGAUAGAUGUAAUUCUUACCGUAUGCUUAUUUUAAUAGUUAAAUUUAGGCAAUACAUACAGAUGUAAAUCUCCUUUCUGGAGAUACCUAAAGGACAGUAUGGAGGUAUUUAAAUUUAUAACCACCCAAAGCUGUUUGUUUUACUUGAGGAAAAGGAAAAGAGGGAAGGGAGCAUAGAGGAGUGAACGGGAGCUUGAGGCAUGUUUUGGAGAAACAGGCCUUGAGUAAGAGACAGCAGUCUUCCAAGUGCCAUCACCAAACAGCUCUUGCAAUUCUGAAUAAUGAGAUGAAGCCAUUAUUUGUUUUAGGGGUUUUAUUAUUCUUAACCAAAUUUGGAAAUUAGUAAUAUUGGAUGAUU